Morus notabilis is the source of this 357-nucleotide messenger RNA. Its product is annotated as protein CASPARIAN STRIP INTEGRITY FACTOR 1. The coding region runs from base 76 to 357 and encodes 93 amino acids. NCBI's taxonomy places the organism in Eukaryota, Viridiplantae, Streptophyta, Magnoliopsida, Rosales, Moraceae. The transcript is spliced from 3 exons. The record is from RefSeq and is a predicted model, not a curated record.
UAAAGAGAUAUAUAUAGCUAAAUAUAAGGCAGAUAUAUACAAAAGUGUAGUACGUGUGCUUUGAAACACGAAAUAAUGGGCCGCAUGGUUGUGAAGAAGAUCGGUCUCCUCUUUCUCCUCAUUGCAGGAUCACUUUUAUCAACUUCUCUGGCAGGUAGACAGUUGAUUAACUCGGCAAACAAGUUUUCUAAAGCAGUGGAUGCAACUCUUGAUGAGGAAAUGUUAAGGAAGCCAAUGAACCACAAGGAAAUUGCCAUAGUUCAUGAAAGGCUUCUGAGGGCUAACACCAAAGACUAUGGAAAAUACGACCCAGCACCAGCUCUUGUUAAGCCUCCUUUCAAGCUCAUUCCCAACUGA